UUAUGGCAAAACUGCUGAGCUGUCAGUGCGUUCCGGAAAGAGGGCAGAAAUUUCUUGAUCGCCCCGUAAAAAGGCAAUUUUCCAGGAUGUUAAAGGAAAUUGAGGAUUUGGAGUAUCAAAUACAGAUCGGUGAUCUGUCAACGGGUGUGAAAAUCGACGAAUUCUGUGCGAAAAUUGCGGAAAAAGAGGAUGCCGUGAAUGAGAAGUUGAGGGAAAUCCUGUCCAGGCAGAGCCAGAUAGAUGCCAGGAUGGAGGGAAUUGUGCGUGGCAUAAGUGAGAUUGGUCUGGUGAAGAGUGACUCGCGGAAACUGUCCGAGGUGAUCAACCAUACGGGAGUGUUGGCGGAGAAUGUGAGUGCCAAAGUGAGGCGUCUGGAUGAGGCCAGGAGUCGCGUGUCUGAGUGCCAGCAGCGCGUCCACGAUCUCAUAGAUCUCCAGCUGUGCAGCCAGGGAGUGAUGACAGCCAUCAAGGAGGAGGAUUACGAGAAGGGCGCAGCCCAUGUUCAUCGGUUCCUGUCGAUGGACGAAUCCCUGCUGAAGAAGACGGCAGACGACGUAUCAGAGUCUGUGUCGUCCGUGAGCAAGGCUGUGGAUACGCUCCAGCAGGCGACAAUGCAGCUGCGUCAUCUCAUCACACAGAAAUUCGAUGAGUCCGUGAAGAAGGACGAUCUGGCGUCGGUGGAAAGAUUCUUCAAGAUCUUCCCUCUCCUGGGCAUGCAUGAUCAUGGGAUUGAGAAGUUCUCCUCCUACAUCUGUCAGAAGCUGAACACGAAGGCGCAGAAGGAGCUGAGGACGUCAAUGGACACGGCCAAGGCGGAGAAGAGAACUGUUGUGGCUUUUGCAGACACGCUGACCAUUCUGCUGGAGAACAUCGCUCGUGUGGUGGAAGUGAAUCAGCCCAUCAUCGAGUCCUACUACGGCACAGGUCGUCUGCACCAGAUGGUGAAGAUCUUGCAGCAGGAGUGCGACCAGGAGGUGAAGAUUUGUCUGCUGGAGUUCAACAAAGGUCGCCAAAUUCAGCGAAGAGUGAAUCAGAUCAACGAGUACAUCAAGAGCAGCGGAGUCUCCGCCGCUGGACACUAUCGCAAGCCGUCCGGUGGAUCAGUGGACAAGCUGAAUCCCAAGGAUAUUGACUCCCUGAUAGGAGAGAUCACGAUUAUGCACUCCAGAGCGGAACUCUAUGUGAGAUUCAUGAAGCGGCGCGUGCUGAAGGAUUUGGAGAGCAGCUCGCUGGACGAGGAGAAGAGGAAAUCCGCGUGGGAGAGUGUUGAGACAUGCCUGAAGAACUCCGAUCUCAAUCGACAGAUGCAGGAGAUUCUCGGGAUUUAUCUGCUCUUCGAGCGCUUCUUCAUGGAGGAAAGUGUCCUGAAGGCGAUCGCCCUGGAUGUCCACGAGUCUGGGCAGCAGUGCUCCAGCAUGAUCGAUGAUGUCUUCUUCAUUGUGCGCAAGUGCAUCCGCAGGGCCAACACGACACAGUCUCUGGACGGGAUUUGCGCUGUGAUCAACAAUGCUGCCACAAAUCUGGAGAAUGACUUCGUUUCUGCCCUCAAGACGCCUCUCAAGGCUGGCUAUCCGUCGGGAUAUAUCGAUCUGGCGCAGGCCUACAAUGUGCUGCAGAGCUCCAUUCAGCAGGGGAAGAUUCAGACGUCAGACACGGAACAGGCGAGAAGCAACUUCCUGGUGAAGCUCAACGACGCCGAUGUGGCGACUGAGUACAUCGAGACGCUGUGGACGAUGAUGACGGAGGAGAUCAAGAUCGCCUUUCCCAGUCUCUCGGCGCGCGAGAAUGAGAAGCUGGAGAGCUGCACGAGUGGCCUGAAGUCUGUGGGUGACACGCUGAAGGCCGUGAUUGACUUUGGGAUGCAGCAAUUGCGCUCCAGCGCAAUGAAGCCUCGACUUCACCAGUGGGUGGAUGAAUUCCUCAACUUGAGCCACAAUCUGACUGAGGAGGAGCUCGCCGCUUACGAUGCCGGUGAGACAUUCAUCCAGUCGCUCAUCUCGCAGAUCGAUUCCCUCCUCAAGUCCUUCGAAACUGUGCUGACGGCGCGCAAUUACGGAAUUCUCGUGGAGAUUCUGGCCACAGAUGUCACGGCACGCCUCGAGAGGGUGAUCAGGAAGUCGUCAUUCAACAGAUUGGGCGGCCUAGUGCUGGACCAGGAGGUUCGCACGCUGUCCACCUAUCUCACGGGAGCCACUUCGUGGUCCGUGCGUGAUAAACUGGCCAGACUCACGCAAAUUGCAACGAUUCUCAACCUCGAUCGCGUUUCCGAGCUCAGUGAUUACUACAAUCCCAGCGACACGAGCACCACGCCGACUUGGAGACUCACGCCCAAUGAGAUACGCACGAUAAUGGCUCUGCGGAUGGACUUCCGGGUGGAUGACAUCAAGAAGUUGAAGAUCUAGAGCGGAUGUUCCAGGAAGUUAAUAAAUCGUUAUUUUAAAAGUAUUGUA
Messenger RNA from Phlebotomus argentipes, 2450 nucleotides. It is a transcript of the gene Cog4, whose product is annotated as conserved oligomeric Golgi complex subunit 4. Lineage: Eukaryota; Metazoa; Arthropoda; Insecta; Diptera; Psychodidae. The transcript is spliced from 2 exons. The coding region runs from base 3 to 2402 and encodes 799 amino acids. The record is from RefSeq and is a predicted model, not a curated record.